GUGCGAAGGAGGACUCGUUCAAUGUACUGGACCUGGCGGAGUACACCAAGAACCAGCCCUGGUGGCACAAGGUCUUUGCCCCCAGCUCAGGGUCGAGUGCAGAGAAAUAUAAUGUGGCCACACAGCUGGUCAUCGGAGGGGUCACGGGAUGGUGUACUGGAUUCAUCUUCCAGAAAGUCGGAAAGCUGGCAGCAACAGCGGUGGGAGGUGGCUUUUUCCUACUUCAGAUUGCAAACCACACUGGAUACAUCAAAGUGGACUGGAAGCUAGUAGAACGGGAUGUGAACAAAGCCAAGCAGCAGCUGAAGUUUCACAAGAAUGGUAACAAAAUGUCUCCAGAAGUCAAAAGCAGAGUGGAUGAG
Molecule: messenger RNA, 362 nt
Organism: Leptosomus discolor (cuckoo roller)
Lineage: Eukaryota; Metazoa; Chordata; Aves; Leptosomiformes; Leptosomidae
Source: RefSeq, a predicted model, not a curated record